GGUGCGAGGAGGCGCCGCCAUCUUCGGGCCGCUGGGCCCCUGCACUGGUCUCCGGCCACCAGAGGUAGGUGGUAGGUGGGCCGGGUCGCGCCGCCUGCGGUCCCCGGCCUCGCCCCCUCGCGCUCCGCUGCGGACCCACGAUGCCGCAGUACCAGACCUGGGAGGAGUUCAGUCGCGCGGCCGAGAAACUCUACCUCGCCGACCCUAUGAAGGCCCGUGUGGUUCUCAAAUAUAGGCAUUCUGAUGGGAGUUUGUGUAUUAAAGUAACAGAUGAUUUAGUUUGUUUGGUGUAUAGAACAGACCAAGCCCAAGACGUGAAGAAGAUUGAGAAAUUCCACAGUCAACUAAUGCGACUUAUGGUAGCCAAGGAAUCCCGCAGUGUUGCCAUGGAAACGGACUGAAUGGUUUGAAAUGAAGAUCUGUCAUGUUCUUAGGAAGUAAAUCUCUUUUGAAUCUGAAAAAGUGUUGGGAAAGGAACUACUUUAUGUAAUUAAGUGGGCUCUUCCGAAGUGGGGAGAUCAUUUUUUGUACUUUGUUUUUUAAUGUUUACUUUAGAGAGCCAGGAAUGUAAAUGCUUUCAGGUAGAAAAACCUUUAUUUAUUUUUGGAAAUUGAACAAAUGCAUAUGUUGGGAAACCUUUUGUGGGUUGCUAUGGGGUAAAAUACGUAAUUAUUCUACGGUAAGUUUCUAUCAGUAAUUUGAAAAUGAGAUACCAGUAAAAGGCAAUUCUUCCUUAAAUUUAGUUACUCUGUCUUUAAAAGAAAAUUAAAUGUAACCAUUUUGCUGGAUUGGUGUAUUUCUUUUGGAGCAUAAAAUUUGUGCUGUUGACCAACAAACGUAAAACACGGUAACUGGAAUUACCUGUAAGCAGCAGGUGCCUGACUGCGUGUGAUACAGUAGUGUAGUCUCAGUUGUCGGCACGGCAUCGUGGAAACAGGUAUGCUUUACUUUACCUAAAACUUCCCAAAUUUAAACUGUAUUUUUGAAUGUAAGGGGUUUGUAGUAUCAUUAGCUUGUGGAGCAGAGAUUUGCUUGGAAUCUAGUUUUCAGUCUCAGAACGACUGCAGUUGCUUUAAGUGCACCAACAGAAUGAUUGCUGGUGGACUGAAACCACCAUAUUACACAAGUGUUUGCCACCGAUUUCCCAUCUAUAUUUUCUCAGAAGGGCUAGAGAUUAUUCAAACUGUUAAAUCUUUGCAUAUGUCUUUGCCACCCCUGCCCGUUUCUCUCUGUAUUUAACUAAGGUGUUAAGCGUGACUGUCACGACUGUUAUGUUUUCCAUUAGGCCAGAAGGAAUAUUAUUUGAUACUUAUCAUAUUAUUAUAACCUGAAUUUUAUCACCUAAAUGUAAUGUUCACUUGUUGCUUCCUACAUUAAAAUAUUUUUUUGUUAGGAAUUUGUCGUGUUGAGCAACAUUUUAACAUGGAAAAUUCCAUUAGCCAUAUGAAUUUUUGCAUGUUUCAGAGAAGUAAGUAAAAUAUUAUAUAAAUAUG
This is a messenger RNA of Ailuropoda melanoleuca (giant panda), 1493 nucleotides long. RefSeq names its product signal recognition particle 9 (gene SRP9). The transcript has 3 exons. Lineage: Eukaryota; Metazoa; Chordata; Mammalia; Carnivora; Ursidae. Gene Ontology annotation, biological process: SRP-dependent cotranslational protein targeting to membrane; negative regulation of translational elongation. The record is from RefSeq and is a predicted model, not a curated record. Gene Ontology annotation, cellular component: signal recognition particle, endoplasmic reticulum targeting. Gene Ontology annotation, molecular function: 7S RNA binding. The coding region runs from base 141 to 401 and encodes 86 amino acids.